This is a messenger RNA of Cuscuta campestris, 1300 nucleotides long. Lineage: Eukaryota; Viridiplantae; Streptophyta; Magnoliopsida; Solanales; Convolvulaceae. The record is from the annotation of a GenBank genome assembly.
CGUUGGGUACAGAUCGACAAAUCAAAUCCAACGACACGAACGGAUCUCAUUUCAGAGCAAGUUGGCCCGAAAAGUGUGUUUAAAUAUGGAGUACAAAACCCUAAACCUUACGCGGCUAUCUUCUUCUCCCCCUCUUUCAUUGAUUAACCUAGCACCGCCACCAACCCCUUUCCUCAUUCUUCAGUCCUUGGAUCGGAAACAAGAACCAGGCCAACGCUGUCUCCUCCUAUCCAACUCAGCGGCGAGGCGGAGAGAAUUAAUCCGAGAGAAACAGCGAUGCCUGUGAAGUGCGGCGACGACAAACCAGCAUACCCCUUCCGCGGCGAGUUUGGACGGCAGUCAGGUAGUAUUGAUGGAGUUCGGAUUCGGCAUCGUGGGUUCCUCCGGCAACGGAAUGAGUUCCGAAAUCCCGGUGGAAACCUCUUCGGUCGCCAUGGUUGUGCCGUCCUCACCACUACCCUUUGGGGCAAGUGUGGGGGCCGCGACCAUGACCUCGUUUUCAAUGCCGAGCUCGAUCUUCGGCAAGAUCCCCCCCAGCCCAAUGAAGCCAACGACCCCCUCGUGGCGAUGGUGAACCAAGCAUGGUACCACAACAACUAUCUUGCCAUCAACAUUAUCUUGGAGGGGUUGGGAGAUUCGUUGUAUCCCGUCUACGCCGGUGCAACGCUCGCCAAGGAGCUUUGGAAUAGCUUGAACAAAAAGUAUCAAGCUGAAGAUGCCGGCACGAAGAAGUUCAUUGUCGGGAAGAUGCUGGACUACAAGAUGGUCGAUAGCAAAUCUGUUGUCGCCCAGGCUGAGGAGCUUACGGUUAUCUUCAACAAGUGCAAUGAAGAGAAAGUAGGCGUCAGCGAGGCCUUCCAAGUGGCGGCCAUCAUCCACAAACUUCCCCGGUCGUGGGAAGAUUUCCAAGCCGACCUCAAGCUCAAAAGAACGGAGCUGAAUCUGGAGCAACUGCUCACGCGGUUGAGGAUCCGAGAGGAAGGGCUUGCAAGAAGAAAUGGAGGGGCUAAGGCGAAUGUUGUAGAACAUCCGUCGGGCUCUUCACAUGGCGGGAAGGACAAGAAGAAAAUGGGUCCUAAGGGUGGUGUUUCUAAAUUUGCAGGAAAGUGCUACAAUUGUGGCAUUACUGGGCAUCGUUCCUCCGAUUGUAGGAAAAAGAAGCCACAAAAAGGAAAGAAAAAAACCACUGAAGCCAUGUGUGCGGAGCUUGAGAACUUGGACCUCUGCGCGGUUGUCACCGAGGUGAAUCUCGUCGGGUCAAACCCGAAGGAAUGAUUUGUGGACACAGGAGCCACACGCC